UGAUGUAUCGUAAAGGCUCUAAUAGCCACCUCAUCUCAGUUACAAUUUUCAUUCUUCUUUCAUUCAUUGUGAAUUUAAUAUAUUAGGAAAAUGAUAAAAGUAUUGCUUGGUUUUUUAACAAUCGUGGGUUGUUUUUGGUCACUCGAGAGUGUCAUGUUUCAUUUGACACCAAACACACAAAAGUGUCUUAAAGAAGAUAUACAGGCAAAUCAAUUGGUAAUGGGUGAAUACGAAGUCUCUGACGUUCCCGGCCAAGUUAUAGAUUAUGUUGCUCGCGAUACGAAAGGACAUAUAUUGUCCCAAAAAGAACACAUCACCAAAGGGAAAUUUAGUUUUAUGUCGGAAAUUUAUGACACGUACGAGAUUUGCUUUAUUUCCAAAGUGCCACCUCAUCAACGUGGAAUCGGUCAGGAAGUCUCUCUUGUCACAAAAAAAGGAGUUGAAACAAAGAGCUAUGAAGGAAUUGGCGAGGCUUCCAAAUUGAAGCCCUUAGAAGUUGAUCUUAAACGCCUUGAGGACCUUUCCGAUUCAAUUGUGCGAGACUUUGCGCUAAUGCGUAAGCGAGAGGAGGAAAUGCGAGAUACUAAUGAAAAAACUAAUAGCAGGGUGCUAUUCUUUAGCAUUUUUAGUAUGUGCUGUCUUCUUGGAUUGGCGACAUGGCAGGUUUUGUACCUAAGAAGAUAUUUCAAAGCCAAAAAACUUAUCGAAUAAUUUAAAUUGCUGUACGAAAAGUGUCUGUUGGGCUUCAAAAUUAAUAUCAGCCUCAUACUUAACUUUCCAACUCAAUUUACAAUAAAUUAAAAUAAAUAUUUUUUGUUUAUUGCA
Messenger RNA from Drosophila albomicans, 825 nucleotides. It is a transcript of the gene bai, whose product is annotated as transmembrane emp24 domain-containing protein bai. The transcript has 5 exons. Lineage: Eukaryota; Metazoa; Arthropoda; Insecta; Diptera; Drosophilidae. Gene Ontology annotation, biological process: Golgi organization; intracellular protein transport; endoplasmic reticulum to Golgi vesicle-mediated transport. The record is from RefSeq and is a predicted model, not a curated record. The coding region runs from base 91 to 711 and encodes 206 amino acids. Gene Ontology annotation, cellular component: Golgi apparatus; endoplasmic reticulum-Golgi intermediate compartment; endoplasmic reticulum.